ACGUACUCAUGUCAAACGGGACCUUUUAUUUAUUUUUGGUUAUCUAUAGAAACUUAGAAGGAAAAGGCUAGGGUGCCACUACAUGGGUGCACCCAUGCUUCACACAAACAAACAUAGACGAUAAUCGUCUGUGCGACACAGACAAUUAUCGGGAAAGCCAUGGCCACAGAUCAAGAUGGGUUGAAGACGUGCGUUGUCUUGGGCGGGCGAGGUUUCGUCGGCCGAUCUCUGGUCGGGAGGCUCCUGAGACUCGGCAAUUGGAUCGUCCGAGUUGCCGAUUCAGCUGCAUCCCUCGAACUCGACCCCUCCCAAUUUGAAGCCGAUUCGCUUCUCUCUCAAGCCCUCGCCUCCGGCCGCGCCUCCUAUCACCGCGUAGAUGUUCGCGAUAAGUCGCAGAUCAUCAAAGCUCUUGAAGGUGUGUCAGUUGUAUUCUAUAUGGAUCUCGUGGAUUCACACCCGCCUGAUUUGUUUUUUUGCUAUGCAAUCAUCGUUGUAGGUGUGAAAAAUGUCAUUCAGGCAUGUCAGGAGUGCAAAGUCAAACAACUAAUCUACAACAGCUGUGCCGAUGUUGUUUUCGAAAAGGGACGUGAUAUUGAGAAUGGUGAUGAGUCCUUGCCUUAUGCUGGUAAAUUUGAGAAUUUGUUGACUGAUCUUAAGGCUCAAGCUGAAGCUCUUGUCUUAGUUGCUAACAAUGUUGAUGGCCUUCUUACAUGUUCACUUCGUCCUAGCUAUGUUUUUGGACCGGGGGAUAAACAGCUUCUGCCAAUGGUUGUGAAUAUGGCAAAGUCAUGUUUUUCCAAGUUUAUUAUAGGGAUUGGUAAUAAUGCACUGGACUUCACUUAUGUGGAUAAUUUAGCCCAUGCCCAUAUCUGUGCUGAAGAAGCUUUAAAUUCUAAGACGACUCAUGUAGCUGGCAAGGCCUUCUUCAUCAAUAACCUCGAGCCCAUGAAGUUCUCAUCAUUUGCAUAUCUGAUCUUGGAAGGAUUGGGGUAUCAAAGGCCAAUAUUUAAGCCUCCAUCUAGUAUGGUUGAAUACAUUCUUUCUAUUGUAAAGAGCUUCCAUUUAAAGAUAAACAGUGGGAAGCUUGAUGACCAUGCAUCACUUUACAGUUUUUAUGACUUAGCCUUGUGCAGCAGGACUUUUAACUGCUCUGCAUCACAGAAGUGUUUAAGAUAUUCUCGAAUUGUUCCAAUGGAAGAAGCAAUUACACUGACUGUGAAGUCUUCAUCUCAUUUAGCCAAGGACUCCUUUUAUGCGAAGUAUACAGACUAUGACGAGGAAACAAAAGUGCAUAAACUGUUAAAUGGUGGAAAAGUUGCAGAAGUUUUGCUCUGGAGAGAUGAGAAGAUAACAUUUGCUCAUUUUCUGUUAUGCUUUUUGAUCUAUUGCUGGUUUUUCCUGUCCGGAAGAACCUUUGUUUCAUCUCUUGCCAUUCUUUUGCUGCUAAUUACUGCUAUGCUUUGUGGGUACAGCAUGUUGCCACCAGUUGUAUAUGGGAUCACUGUUCCAAGAAUAUCUUGGUCUUGUUUUGAGAUAUCUGAAGUUGAUAUGAGAAACUGUGUCUCAGCGGCAGGCAAUUUGUGGAACAGAAUGAAUCAUGGAACAAGGUCGCUGGCUCAAGGAGAAGACUGGUUUACCUUUCUGAAGGUGGUGGGGUGCCUGUACUGUUUGAAGCUGAAUGUCUCACUUUCACUCACGGUUUUCCUUGCCAUCGCCCUGGUCGCGGUGUUCUCGGUUUUCUUCAUUUACGAGCAAUAUGAGAACGAAAUCGAUGGAAUGUGCAACAUUUUGCUCAGCUGUGGAAUGGGCGGCCUUUCGUUUUUGUCUAGGAACUUGCCGAUGCCAUUGGGCUCAAUGCUAACCAACUUUGAAGCAUCGCUCAAGAGAAAGGAUUCGUUCUGAAGAAGAAUAGUCGUCAGCAAAAUCUCCGUUCUAUCCUCUGCAACAAGAGGGGGAUCCCUUAUGUUCUCUGACUGUAUGUCUGUAUAUAGAAUGAUUUUUCUAGCUUUGGUAGCUCUUGUACAAGCAUACAUUACUAAGAGAGAAACUAGGGAGAAACAGAGAGGGAGUGGCUGUUUGAUUGCUCCUCUUACUAGAGUCCUCUGUUUCCAUAGCCAGACAAAAAGGACAAAUGCACAAAUCAUAAACUUCAACAUAUCUC
Messenger RNA from Cuscuta campestris, 2161 nucleotides. Lineage: Eukaryota; Viridiplantae; Streptophyta; Magnoliopsida; Solanales; Convolvulaceae. The record is from the annotation of a GenBank genome assembly.